UGCUAGGACAACAAUGGUCAACUUCACACAUGCAGCAUGCUAUACACAGUAAACAUCUGAUGUAAUUCAGUUAAAUAAAUCUCCGGAGAUAACGGAAAACUCUGGUCAAUUACACUGGGCAUGCAGAACUGUUAUAAUGGCUGUUCCCAUGUGGGCUCUCUCCCUCCCACUCCCUGCCAUCAUCAUGAUCUCUGUGGGGCUCUAUAUGAUUGUCCUGGCGGGUGUGCUGUGGUGCCAUCACUGUCUCGAGGCCAAAUGUGAUCCUCAGUGUUCAGAUUGCUGUGCAAGUUUCUCUCCCUGUGAGUAUUGUCUAGUGUGUGCCCAGUCUUGUGACUGUCGUCCACCCUCUCUACACUCCUGUCUUGACUACUCCUGUCCUUCCCCUAAUUGUGCAAUGUGGGAUUGUGCCUGUACCUGUCAACCUCCAGAAUGUGACUCCAUCAACUGCUUCUGUUUUGAGAUCAAGUUUAAGUAGAAAGAUGGUGGGAGGAAUGCCCUCCACACUCAAAAAGAUGCCUUAUAAACUCAAACUGCUAAAAUUCAAGUGACACUUACUUGGGUCUGUUUUAAGCUAGACACAAGCUAAAUUCUUUGUUUUGUACGCUCUGCAUCCAUAAGGUGACAUUAUUGUAUUAUUCUUAUUUAAUGUCAUUGAUCUGACCAUAAAUAAACAUUUAAAAGAGUACUUCUAGAAGAUUUAGAAGUUACAGUUAUGGACAUCAAGUCCAACAGCAAGUCAACAGAAGUACCCCUCAGUAGCAAUACAGCUUUUUAAAGUUAUAUAGCUCUUGCUAAAUAAAACAUCAUCAGCAGGAACAACUCCUGAGGGACACAAGCAUUAUAGAACCAUGAAAAGAUGCCUGUAAAUUCAAGCUAAGGUUGUAUCUUAGAGAAUUUGAUUUAACCAAGAUUACAGAUUAUGGCUGAAAGAAUUGCCAUGAACUUGCGAGAGGAUAUGGUUGGCUGCUUGCAAAUCAACCAGCUACAAAUUGUUUAUACAUUUCACCUUAAGUAGUUAAGGGCAUAUUUACACAUUUAAAUGCAUUUUUGUUAUGGCCUCAUAAGUCAUAACAUAAAACGUUUUCAGCAGUAAUACUUAUUUGUGAUUUUAUAUUAAAUUUAGAUAUUCCAUCACACUUAAAAUGUCAACAAGAACUGUAUGCUUACCUAUGUAUAUGCAAUUGUAAAACAAAUAAGCUUUCAUCAUACAGUGCCGGCUUACCAGAUGUAGAUUAAUUUAACUUAUUGGUCUUUACAAUUAAAAUAGUGAUUUUGUAUUCAUGAUACCUAAGAGUUUACAAGUGUAAUCUGCACCAGGAAAGCCAGUUCAGGAGGUUUACUAUUCUAAUUGUUUACAAGGUAUCAUCUUGUUUGUGAAAUAACAAAUAUGAUUUUGUAUGUGACCAUAUAAAAAAAAAAAAACUUAAGAUAAAAUUAAUCAGCAUACUAUGGCUUUCACUUCUCACUGAUGGUUUUAUAUGAAUUAUUAAUAUGUAUUAUUAUUAUUAUUUGUAAUCAUACAUUUAGGAAGAAGUAAAGAAU
This is a messenger RNA of Myxocyprinus asiaticus (Chinese sucker), 1542 nucleotides long. RefSeq lists its product as uncharacterized. The record is from RefSeq and is a predicted model, not a curated record. Bases 137 to 475 code for a protein of 112 amino acids. NCBI's taxonomy places the organism in Eukaryota, Metazoa, Chordata, Actinopteri, Cypriniformes, Catostomidae. The transcript has 4 exons.